AUGGGGGUUUAUGCUCUAGACUUACGGGGAUCGUCCUGCCUCCAGCUGAUCCAGUUCAAGGCAGACAUCAACGCAGUGAACGAACACGGCAAUACCCCUCUGCACUAUGCCUGCUUCUGGGGACACGACCAGGUGGCCGAGGACCUCGUGAGCAACGGGGCUUUGGUCAGCGUUGCUAACAAAUACGGUGAGACACCCAUCGACAAAGCCAAGACGCCACUGCGGGAAGUCUUGAAGGAGCGUGCUGAGAAGCUGGGCCAGAGCCUGACCAAGAUUCCCUACAAGGACACCUUCUGGAAGGGCACAACCCGCACACGUCCCCGAAAUGGGACACUCAACAAACUUGCUGGAAUAGACUUCAAACAGCUGAGCUUGGGCCAAAAACUCAACGAGAACCAGUCAGGAGAGUUGUGGAAAGGGCGCUGGCAAGGCAAUGACAUCAUUAUCAAAAUGCUGAAAAUAAGGGACUGGACCACGCGGAAGAGCCGAGACUUCAAUGAGGAAUAUCCAAAGCUCCGGAUCUUCUCACAUCCCAACGUGCUGCCAGUGCUGGGUGCCUGCCAGGCCCCCCCUGCACCCCACCCCAUCAUCAUCAGCCACUGGAUGCCCUACGGCUCCCUUUACAACGUGCUACACGAGGGAACAAACUUCGUGGUGGACCAGAUGCAGGCAGUGAAGUUUGCCUUGGACAUUGCGCGCGGCAUGGCCUUCCUGCACACGCUGGAGCCCCUCAUUCCCCGCCACCACCUCAACAGCCGCAGCAUCAUGAUCGACGAGGACAUGACGGCGCGGAUCAGCAUGGCCGACGUCAAGUUCUCCUUCCAGUGCCCGGGGAGGAUGUACGCGCCAGCCUGGGUGGCACCAGAAGCCUUGCAGAAGAAGCCCGAGGAAAUUAACAGGCGCUCAGCAGACAUGUGGAGCUUCGCUGUGCUGCUGUGGGAGCUGGUGACCCGCGAGGUGCCGUUCGCAGACUUGUCCAACAUGGAGAUAGGCAUGAAGGUGGCAUUGGAGGGGCUGCGUCCAACCAUCCCGCCUGGCAUCUCCCCACACAUCUGCAAGCUGAUGAAGAUCUGCAUGAAUGAGGACCCAGCCAAGCGCCCCAAGUUUGACAUGAUCGUGCCUAUCCUGGAGAAGAUGCAGGAGAAGUAAAGGGAGGUGCCUCCCAGCC
This is a messenger RNA of Tinamus guttatus (white-throated tinamou), 1168 nucleotides long. NCBI's taxonomy places the organism in Eukaryota, Metazoa, Chordata, Aves, Tinamiformes, Tinamidae. The record is from RefSeq and is a predicted model, not a curated record.